Molecule: messenger RNA, 1504 nt
Organism: Aphanomyces astaci
Lineage: Eukaryota; Oomycota; Saprolegniomycetes; Saprolegniales; Verrucalvaceae
Exons: 2
Coding region: 46-1443 (465 amino acids)
Biological process (GO): microtubule-based movement
Cellular component (GO): microtubule; kinesin complex; centrosome
Molecular function (GO): microtubule motor activity; ATP hydrolysis activity; microtubule binding
Source: RefSeq, a predicted model, not a curated record
GCAUUUUCUCGCUGUAGCACAUCAGCCCACCCUCACCCAUUGAAGAUGACCCGCCCAUCGAAAACAAAGAAGCAGGUCGAUGUCCAUUUGCGCAUCCGUCCGUUGGUCAAGGAAGAGCUGGAGCGUCAAGACGAGCACUUGGUUUUGACAACGCAGAGUGGCGCGGACGGCACGAUCAACCUGAGCCUGACGACCCCCAAAGCAGAAUCAGACGACGUCGAGUUCGUCGAAGUGCUCGGGUUUCAAGUGCCCAAAUCCAAGCCCAAGCGCGACAAAACGUUUCGUCGGUUCGUCGGCAUCCACGACGACGUGAGUAACGCAUACUUCUUCCAGGCGACGGUGGCCCCGCUGGUGCAGGACGCGCUGGCAGGCCGCACGGCGUGCUGCUUUGCUUAUGGGCACACUGGAUCGGGGAAGACGCACACGAUUCUCGGCUACGGGGCCGAGCGCGGCAUGUACCACCUGGCGUCGCAGCAGCUGUUUGCUGCCAUCGGCGACAUUUCCGCCCAGAACUCGAGCCUCGAUGCAAUCGAUCUCCCGAAACUGCAAGUUCGGGUCAACGAAAUCUACAACGGCGAAGUGUACGACCUCCUCAAUGACAGCGCCAAGUGCUUUGUGCGGGAGGAUGCCCACGGAAAGGUUCAGAUCCGUGGGGAAACCGUCGUGGACGCCGACACCGGCCUCGUCACGACCACCGCGUCGACGAGUGUGUUGGCGGGGUCCCACGACGAACUGCUCGAGAUUGUAAGUCGGGGCAUCGCCGCCCGGAGCACGGGCAACUCGAACGUUCACCGCGCAAGCAGCCGGUCCCACGCGAUUGUCGAGAUCGAGUUUGUCUCAGAUCGGAUCUUGCAACUGCGCGCCAGCGUCGACGACCUUGACAGCGAGUACACGCGCCUUCGCCACGAACGCGACUCUUUGGAAAUGGACAUUUUCACGCGCCAGCACUAUAAGGUGGAGGGCAAGUGGGUCAAGAAAGAAAACGCCCAGGGCAGCACAGACGACGAAUGCACGCAGUUGCUGGACCUGCGCAAGGCGUAUCUGGCCGUGGAAGCGCAAAAGCGAGGGGCCCAGCGCAACGUCGAAGUGGCACAGGCCCAAGGCUUGCCUUGUGUGGGAGGGGCCCUUGUGUUUGUCGACUUGGCUGGGUCUGAGCACGCGAGCAAGAUCACGGAUGGCAUCCAGAAGACGGACGAGGAGCAGCAAGAGUGCCGAGAAAUCAACAAGUCCCUGAGCGCGCUCAAGGCGUGUUUUCGAGCUCAGUGCCAAGGCCUCACUGGCACCAGCUGCUACCGCAACUCGAAGCUCACGCUGGUCCUGCGCGACCAUUUGAAGUCGGAGGCGUCGCAUACGGCCAUGAUCGCAGCCGUGUCGCCGUCCAGUUUUCACGUGGACAAGACCAUCCACACAUUGCAAUAUGCGCAAUUGGUAGCCGAGAAGUAACGAUACUAUAUCUACUACGUGGUCGACAUAAGGAAACCAAUCUAUAUGUCAGAAUUUGUCA